Rotaria sp. Silwood2 is the source of this 750-nucleotide messenger RNA. The record is from the annotation of a GenBank genome assembly. Lineage: Eukaryota; Metazoa; Rotifera; Eurotatoria; Philodinida; Philodinidae.
AUGGCUGGAAUGAAAUUUGAGUAUGACGAAAAUGGUGGCAAAUUUUAUUACUUUUUUCUGUCAUUUUAUGCAUUAAUUCUUGUACCAACAACUUAUUGGCUAUGGCCGAAGUCAGAAAAAAGAAAAAGUACACCACAUCCUGAAGAUACAUUGAAUUUUGCUCCAUGUCGUUAUAAACAUCAAUUGCUACAUGCAAAUGAACCUAGUCGACGACGCCGAGCUACAUUGACUAAAAUUGGUUUUUUAUUAGCAUGGAUAAUAUUUUUAGUUCUUGCUUAUCGUGUAUCAUUAAUAGAAAUUGAACAUAAAGAAUAUGACCCAUUUGCUGUGCUUGAUAUUGAUCGAGAAGCAACAGUUAGUGAAAUAAAACGAGCUUAUCGUGAAUUAAGUAAAAAACAUCAUCCAGAUCGUGGUGGUGACCCUGAACAAUUUAAAGAAAUUGCUAAAGCUUAUAAAACUUUAACUGAUGAAGAAGCAAAAGGAAAUUGGCAAAAAUAUGGAAACCCUGACGGGCCAGGAGUUACUCGUUUUGGUAUUGCAUUACCAAAAUGGUUAGUCGAUCAUCAAAAUUCUAUAUUCGUUCUUUUAAUUUAUACUGGUGUAUUUAUGAUUGUACUUCCAGUUAUUGUUUGUGUUUGGUGGCAAAAAUCAGCACGCUAUGCUGGUGAUCAUAUAUUAAUUGAUACUAUUCAUCUUUAUUGGGUAUUUCUUAGCAAAACAUCAUCAAUAAUUAUUAAACGUAUGUUUUAA